Dendronephthya gigantea is the source of this 2956-nucleotide messenger RNA. Its product is annotated as single-stranded DNA-binding protein 3-like. Gene Ontology annotation, biological process: positive regulation of transcription by RNA polymerase II. The transcript is spliced from 19 exons. NCBI's taxonomy places the organism in Eukaryota, Metazoa, Cnidaria, Anthozoa, Malacalcyonacea, Nephtheidae. Gene Ontology annotation, cellular component: nucleus. The record is from RefSeq and is a predicted model, not a curated record. Bases 38 to 1219 code for a protein of 393 amino acids. Gene Ontology annotation, molecular function: protein binding; single-stranded DNA binding.
UUUCGAGAUCACGAUUUGUUCGAAUGAACCAAUUAGAAUGUUUCUUUUGACAAGCGAUCGUGAUCGUUGUCAUGGUAGAUUGGCCUUGGGUUCGGCGGCGUUCGUUUCGAGCAUGAUGGAGCUAUCAACUGAUCCUACGUUGACAGGCAGGCACAGCAUGUUCUCAAAAGGCAAGACGAAUACAGUCCCGUCAGACGCUCAGGCGAGAGAAAAACUUGCACUGUAUGUCUACGAAUAUUUGCUCCAUGUUGGCGCACAAAAGAGUGCUCAAACGUUUCUCAGUGAGAUAAGAUGGGAAAAGAAUAUAACAUUAGGAGAACCGCCAGGAUUUCUUCAUUCGUGGUGGUGUGUGUUUUGGGAUCUGUACUGUGCAUCGCCGGAACGGAGAGAAAGCUAUGAUCAUUCAAGCGAGGCUAAAGCUUUCCAUGAUUAUGUGAUUCCAAACCUACCUCCUGGGGCUGUGCCUUCACCUCCAUUUCCUCAGAUGACCAAUGAAAAUUCAGGAAAUUUAGCAGGAAUGCCUGGUUAUUUUCCACCUAAUUCAUCCCAAGGUCCACAAGGUCCGUCCCCUCACCAUGGAGGACCUACACCACCUGGGUUUAUGCCUGGACAGCCGAAUGCUCCUUUUAUCCCAGGACCAGGACCACAGAAUUUCAUACCCCAAAGAUAUCAAUCAAGGUCAUCUGUGAGAAUACCUGGACAGCCUGUUGGUGUUCCUGGGGUACCUGGUGCUCAACCUUUGUUACCAAAUACAAUGGACCCUAACAGAUCUCAACCUUCAUUUGGAGGUCCGCCUAUGUCUGUUCAAAGAAUGGCACCUCGCAUGCAAGUUGUAAGUCCAAAUGGUUAUUCAUCGAUGAGACCAAAUGCACCUGUUGGACCUCCAAUGUCAUUGCCAGGUGGAAGAGCUUGGAAUCCAACGACAAGUGCUGGGGGCAACGGGCCUCCGGGUACUCCAAUGAUGCCCAGCACGCCAGAUACUCCGACACAAGCUGCUGAUAUGUAUAACAUGAUGAAAUCAGUACCAGGCGCUAGUUCCAUGACACCGUUUGGUAUGCCAGGUGGACCAGAACCUGGACUCGGAAUAGAUUCACAGCAAGAUAUAGAUGGUUUACCGAAGGAACCCCCAAACGACCACGGCCCAGGAACUCCUGGUGGUGAAUCAAACGAGUUUGGUGGAAUAUUAUCGUUUAAUCAAGAUGGGGGAUUUCCAAGCUAGAAAUAAUGCAGUAUAUCGCACGACCUUCUCGCAUCAAGUCAAAGACACGACAAGAUUUCUGAAUAGUACGUGGAUAAGGUGAUGACUAUUGCAUAGAAUAAAUUAUUGAACAUUUUAUUAUUAUCUGUGCAAAGAACGAGAGACUUGGACUUUUUUAAGAAGAUUUGGUUGGGAGAGACAGUUGGGUGAAUAUUCAAAUGUGUUCAUUCGUAAAACAUGCAAGCCAAGCUUGAUAAUAUCUCAUUCGGUUAGAUAUGGUUAAAUAGUUUUGGUUCAUGGCCGAUUUCAUAGCACACAUGCAAUAAUUCGUCUAAAACACAAUAAGUUGUAUCAGAAAGGCGAAUCCUUGACCAGUGAUUUAAUUAUGACCCGGCACAUUCGUAUUUAUCGACUAUGAUGAUGUAUCAGGUGUGAGUCAUACUGCAAUAGACGAUAGGUUUCAUUGGUGGAGACUUGCAUAAAUGUUCACUGGAGUUUUAAUUUAGUGAAGCAACUUUAUUUUUGAUCGGAAAAUGUCCAAUUGAUAGUUGUUUCGGGUUCUACAGAAAAAAAAUAGGCUUUUUUCGAUAAUUAUCUGCAAAAUUAUUUAACCAUAUCAGAAACAAACCACUCUAGUUAAAAAUCAAGAUAUUUUGCAAAAAAACCUCGCUGUAUAUAAAUUUAUUAUACAAAUUAUAUAUCGCAUAAAGUAACGAAAUUUUGCCGUUGGUCUGCAGCUAAACAAUUCUAUAGAAGCAUGAUUCUCGAAACUCACGUUUACUGAUUGAGAAAAGCAAAGAUAAAAGCUGGAGAGAAGUGAGCUGGGGUUACCUGGUUAGUUUCUUUAUCCGGGCCCGCAAUCCUUGUGGACAUAUAACCUCCAUCACUAUGUUCAGCGGUCUUACUUUCUGAGGAAAUGUUUACUUCCAGCCUUGACCUUUCUUACUGUAAAACAAUGACUAGCCAUAACGUUAGGAAAUACGACAUUGCUUCUGCAGGUAUUUGGUUGCUUGGGAGCGACAAUAAUGCACAUUUUCUGGACUGGUAAACGUAGUUCAUAAGGCGGGAAAAGGCUUUUAAGUUUUUGUGUUUAGCUGCUGAUCAAAUGUAUUCACUGCUCAUUGAACAUUCAUCAGUUAAUCAUGGUGUGCCAACUGAACUCUCACUAAAACGAAGCAACCUCACACGGUUUUUAGAGAAAUAUAACCCUGUGUACAGUAUGGAGACCGCCAAUGUUCGUUUCAAAUAAAAAGAGAUGAUUUACAAAUAUUCUCUGAAUAAACACCAGAUCAAUCCUAAAAAAAUAUAUUGGUAAAAGUUAAAAAAAAAUUUUUAAAGAACAGCCUCUCCCGUAUUUUAUUUCGUAGGAAAUAUUAUAUUUAUCCGCCUCUUGGCUUCAGAUAACCCAGCCCCGGGGGCCAAAAACUCUCUACAACCGGACACAUUUAUUACUGAUACUGAUAAUCAUUAAAUUCGACCGAUAGACCGAUUUAAAAAACUUCCGAUGAAACUGAUAAAAAAUAUUUGAUUUAGAGAUUAGCAAUUUUCGAGGUUUCAAAGCAAAGAGGGACCGAUGUAAUUAUGAAAAAUGUGUACAAUCUUGUGCAUUUAUUAGCGUUUUUAAGACAAGGCAGAAGUUGUGAUGUUUUGUACGUCAUUGUGUAUCUUUGGUUUGAAACGUUUCUUGGUGUGUCAUGUAAAUAGCUGACUUUCUAUAAACUCUGUAAAUUGACUUUGUAGUGAGUCAAGUACAUAUUA